This is a messenger RNA of Mustela erminea (ermine), 2619 nucleotides long. RefSeq names its product prolyl 4-hydroxylase subunit alpha 3 (gene P4HA3). Gene Ontology annotation, molecular function: L-ascorbic acid binding; procollagen-proline 4-dioxygenase activity; protein binding. Gene Ontology annotation, biological process: peptidyl-proline hydroxylation to 4-hydroxy-L-proline. Bases 69 to 1916 code for a protein of 615 amino acids. Gene Ontology annotation, cellular component: endoplasmic reticulum. NCBI's taxonomy places the organism in Eukaryota, Metazoa, Chordata, Mammalia, Carnivora, Mustelidae. The transcript is spliced from 13 exons. The record is from RefSeq and is a predicted model, not a curated record.
GGUGGGCGGGAGCGGCGCGCGCCGGAGCUUGGACCGAAGGUCCGAGGGGACACGCGCGAGAGCCGGCGAUGGGCCCCGCGGCGGGGCUGGUGGCUUUGCUGGCGGUGCUGGCGCUCCGGGCAGGGGACCCGUCAGGGGCCGCGGCGCGGGGGGACACGUUCUCGGCACUGACCAGCGUGGCUCGCGCCCUGGCACCGGAGCGCCGGCUGCUGGGGCUGCUGCGGCGCUACCUGCGCGGGGAGGAGGCGCGGCUGCGCGACCUGACCAGAUUCUAUGACAAGGUGCUUUCUUUGCACGAGGAUUCGGCAACCCCUGUGUCUAACCCUCUGCUUGCAUUUACUCUCAUCAAACGCCUACAGUCUGACUGGAGGAAUGUGGUACAUAGUCUGGAGGCCAGUGAGAACAUCCGAGCUCUGAAAGAUGGUUAUGAGAAGGUGGAGCAGGACCUCCCAGCCUUUGAGGACGUGGAGGGAGCAGCAAGGGCCUUGAUGCGGCUGCAGGAUGUGUACAUGCUCAACGUGAAGGGCCUGGCCCGAGGCGUCUUCCAAAGAGUCGCUGGCUCCGCCGUCACUGACCUGUACAGCCCCAGGAGGCUCUUCUCCCUCACGGCAGAUGACUGCUUCCAAGUUGGCAAGGUGGCAUAUGACAUGGGGGAUUACUACCAUGCCAUUCCGUGGCUGGAGGAGGCUGUCAGUCUCUUCCGAGGAUCUUAUGGAGAAUGGAAGACAGAGGAUGAGGCAAGUCUAGAGGAUGCCUUGGAUCACUUGGCCUUUGCCUAUUUCCAGGCUGGCAAUGUUUCCUGUGCCCUCAGCCUUUCCCGAGAGUUUCUUCUCUACAGCCCAGAUAAUAAGAGGAUGGCCAGGAAUGUGUUGAAAUAUGAAAAACUUUUGGCAGAGAGCCCCAACCAGGUGGUAGCUGAGGCUGUCAUCCAGAGGCCCAAUGUUCCCCACCUGCAGACCAGAGACACCUACGAGGGGUUAUGUCAGACCCUGGGAUCCCAGCCUAUUCACUACCAGAUCCCUAGCCUUUACUGCUCCUACGAGACAAAUUCAAGCCCCUACCUGCUGCUCCAGCCCAUCCGGAAGGAGGUCAUCCACUUGGAGCCCUACGUUGUUCUCUACCAUGACUUCAUCAGUGACAUGGAGGCUCAGAAGAUUAGAGGGCUUGCAGAACCGUGGCUACAGAGAUCUGUGGUGGCGUCAGGGGAAAAGCAGUUGCCAGUGGAGUACCGCAUCAGCAAAAGUGCCUGGCUGAAGGACACCGUUGACCCCCUGCUGGUGAACCUUGACCAUCGCAUUGGUGCCCUCACGGGACUUGAUGUCCAGCCUCCCUAUGCAGAGUAUCUCCAGGUGGUGAAUUAUGGAAUUGGUGGUCACUAUGAACCUCAUUUUGACCAUGCUACGUCGCCAACCAGCCCCCUGUACAGAAUGAAGUCUGGGAACCGAGUUGCAACAUUUAUGAUCUAUCUGAGCUCCGUGGAAGCUGGAGGAGCCACUGCCUUCAUCUAUGCCAACUUUAGCGUGCCUGUGGUCAAGCACUGUUUUGGUGGAAUCUGCACAGGAGUGGUAAAGGGGAUGGUGACACACUUCAUGCUGGUUGUCCUGUCCUGGUGGGAGAUAAGUGGGUGGCCAACAAGUGGAUACAUGAGUAUGGACAGGAAUUCCGCAGACCCUGCAGCUCAAGCCCUAAAGACUAAAAUGUUGGCAGAGAGAAGCUGGUGGAGUCCUGUGACUUUCCAGAAAAGCCAGAAGCCAAAGGCAUGCCUAGGAGAGGAGAAAGGAGAGCUACCUUCUGGAAGAGGACCUUGUCAGCAUUGCUUGUUUCUUACAAAAGGAGGUGGUCUGUACCAGGGAAUAUCUGAGAAUUCUUCUCAAACCAUCAGUCAGAGUAGAUGGGCAAUACAAAGAAGGGGUUGAGGCCAGAGGGAGAAGUUUUGGGGACUCAGACACUCUAUGAUGGAAACGGAAUAUAGCAACGGUCCCUGGGGUUUGAUCAAUGGAGUUUUUGCCACUUUGAGCCUUGACUACAGCAGCCCAGAAGUGGCAAUGAGGACACCUGCAGGAGGGGCCUAGCCUAACUCCCAUGGCUUUCUGCCCUCCCCACUGACUUCUCUUGAAGACUGAGCUGGGACUGUCUCUGUAGGAGUGUACCUCAUAGGAUUUUUUUUCAAGCAGAAUGAAACUUUCUUUUUUUAUAUGAUGAUUUUUAAUUACAGCCAUUAAAAACAUUUAUAAAUCAUUUUUCACAACCAAGAGUAUUCUUAGAGGAUAACAUUGAGUAAUAUGUAUAUAUAUGUGAAAAUGUAUUUUUCUAAAUUUAUGCUAUAAUUUCAACUUGGCUCACCUCUCACCAUUCCCCUCUCAUUAUAUUCCAGACACAUGACAUUCUUUCUAUUCCUACAGCCACUGUGCUCAUCGCCAUCAGCAUCAUUCCCACCUUUCAGGUCUUUGCAUUUGCUGCUCCCUUAUAUUCCCCCCAUGCCCAAGCUCUUCUCAUUAUCCCACUCUGGGCUCAAUGUUGCUUCAGACCUCUCUUCCCUGACCAUCCAACCCGCCAGCCAUAUUCUUUCAUGUUACCUGAUUUUCUUUUCUUUUCUUUUCUUUUUUUUUAAGAUUGAUU